AUGUCUUUCUACAGUGCUAAUAAUAGUGCUAAUAAUGGCGGUGGAUUUUAUCAGCCUUCCGCACAAUUUGCCGUUCCUCAGGGGUCUAUGAGUUUCCAAAAUACCGUGGGCUCUUCCAAUACUGGAAACGACAACAAUUUGGGUGUCGCCCCUGACCCUUUACCAGUAGGCAUUCUACAUGCUCUUUCCACAAAAGGGUAUGCGCAUGAACCUCCGUUAUUGGAAGAAAUUGGAAUUAAUUUCGAUCAUAUUAUAACAAAAACAAAAAUGGUUCUAAUACCAAUACGUUUUGGUAAUGGUGUACCACAAGAAAUUUUAAAUGAUUCAGAUUUGGCUGGGCCUUUGAUAUUCUUUUUGUUAUUUGGUCUUUUCCUGCUGAUGGCAGGGAAAGUUCACUUUGGGUAUAUUUAUGGUGUCGCUUUGUUCGGCACCAUUUCUUUGCACAAUUUAUCGAAAUUGAUGAGCAAUAACGAUACCUCCAUCCAAACAAACUUACAAUUUUUCAAUACUGCAUCUAUUUUAGGGUAUAGUUUUUUGCCUUUGUGUUUUCUUUCUCUACUGGGCAUUUUCCAUGGUUUAAAUAACACUACGGGUUAUGUUAUAUCGGUACUCUUUGUGAUUUGGAGCACCUGGACCUCUUCUGGGUUUUUAAAUUCUUUGUUGCAAUUGCAAAAUGCCAGAUUAUUGAUCGCUUAUCCAUUAUUGAUUUUCUACAGUGUUUUUGCCCUUAUGGUAAUUUUUGUCUGA
Saccharomyces kudriavzevii IFO 1802 is the source of this 747-nucleotide messenger RNA. It is a transcript of the gene YIP1, whose product is annotated as transporter YIP1. The record is from RefSeq and is a predicted model, not a curated record. Bases 1 to 747 code for a protein of 248 amino acids. Gene Ontology annotation, biological process: vesicle fusion with Golgi apparatus; endoplasmic reticulum to Golgi vesicle-mediated transport. Gene Ontology annotation, cellular component: membrane; trans-Golgi network. The transcript has a single exon. NCBI's taxonomy places the organism in Eukaryota, Fungi, Ascomycota, Saccharomycetes, Saccharomycetales, Saccharomycetaceae.